Molecule: messenger RNA, 1647 nt
Organism: Phyllotreta striolata
Lineage: Eukaryota; Metazoa; Arthropoda; Insecta; Coleoptera; Chrysomelidae
Source: the annotation of a GenBank genome assembly
UUCGAAUCGUCGACGUAAACGAUGACAUUUCAUUUUUGUAAAUCGAUAUUUAUUUUUAACUUGUAUUUUUGUUCAAAAUUAACAGGUUAUGAUUAACUCAGUCUCGAAGAAGGACUAAUUUAUAUGGUGCUUACAUGGCUUGUUUUUGGUUAAAUUCGAAGGAAACAUCGAUAAACAUUUUCAAUACAAAAGAGGAAAACAAUGUAACUUACUAUGUAAUUACAGUUACUGUCGCAGACUAUAACUGGAAAGUAGCUCAUCGUUACAACGAUUUCUACGAUCUGCACAACCAACUCGUCAUAGACCAUGGUGUCUCGAAAGAAAUCUUACCAUCGAAGAAAGUCAUCAGGAACAAAUGCCCGGCAUUUAUCGAGUCGAGAAGGAAAGGUUUAGAAGAGUAUUUGCAAAGGAUCCUCGUCUUUUUGAAACGUACAAUGCCGAAAGUAUUCGUGGAUUUCCUCCAGUUUAACAUAUACGAUAUUUUCUUUUUACUCCAAGAUUUGUCUUCGAAAUUGUUUCUAGAAAGCGACCAGAUUCUUUCUAGCAAGAAAAUGUACAACUUUACUACUUUGCAAUUACAUGCUCUAAGCGAGUUUUUGAAAAAACCUUUAUUGGAUCAAACUGAAACUAGAUUUGAUAUCAGUCCUGUGGUAGAUUUAUGUUCCCAGUUAAUUUCGAUUACUGUUAUCGGAGAAUCUAAACCGUAUUUACAAAGUAAUAUCAUAUUGGAUAAAUUAACAUUCGAUCUUACCUCUUUUAAAAGUUUGAAAGUAUUAUUUAUGAAAAAUAUCACGUUUGAAUGUAUUAAUUCCCUUGGUAACCUGAGAAGUACCAUUCAAAAAUUGCAUGUUAAUAACACAAACGCUACUACAAUAUCGCAAGUUUUACAAUGCGAUGUUAUUCACAAAGAUAACAUCGAAGGAAGCCAGAAGUGGGAUUCUCUCGAACUGUUAGAUCUGAACAACAAUAAUAUCACAGAAAUCGACGGUACAAUUAAAUUAGCUCAGAGAGUAAUGAAAUUAUCAUUGAACGGUAACCACAUCUCCACCUUAAUGAAUCUUUCGCACCUUCCGAAUUUGUCGCACCUUAACUUAGCCAAUAACUUGAUUUCCAUAUGCACGGAUUUGCAUACGAAAGUCGGGAACUUGAAAAUUUUGAAUCUUUCUCAAAACAACAUCAGCUGCUGCAAGGGCUUCAGUAAGCUCUAUUCUCUCGAAACGUUGGACCUGAGUUGUAAUAAAAUCAACAACGUGGAAGAUAUUCAAUAUCUCGGGGAUCUGCCCUGUUUGGAGAAUUUAGUUUUAACUGGCAAUAAUGUUGCGACUGCUAUCGACUACAGAGUAAAAGUAUUGAAGUAUUUCGGGGACAGGGCCAAAAAUCUUUGUUUGGACAAUGAAAAGGCUUCUCAAGCGGAACUCGACAAAGUAUCGGUGUUGAGGGCGCUAAGCAUUGUAAAAGAAGGCAAAACGCCAGAUUUAAAAGCUGGUUUCUCUAUUUAUUAAAUCGUACUAAUUAUUUUCAGUAAGUUACAAAUUAUAAAAGAUGUUAUAAAAUAUAUGUAUAUUUAUGUAAAGUUUUCCCUCUACAAAAAUUGUAAUAUUUUGAUUAUGUAUAUAUUUUUAUUUAUUAAUAAAUAACUAUAUCUAU